Molecule: messenger RNA, 1798 nt
Organism: Austrofundulus limnaeus
Lineage: Eukaryota; Metazoa; Chordata; Actinopteri; Cyprinodontiformes; Rivulidae
Gene: ccdc174
Product: coiled-coil domain containing 174
Exons: 11
Coding region: 89-1705 (538 amino acids)
Cellular component (GO): nucleus
Source: RefSeq, a predicted model, not a curated record
UGUCAAUUAGAAACAACGAUGAAGUCCAGCGGCUAACAUAAGCUAGCAAAACAGCAACUUUAGGAAAUGUGGAGAAUAAACAGGAAACAUGGAUAAAAAGAAGAAACCCUUGGAUGUAGCUGCAUCAUCGUUAGUAGACCUGAAGGCUGAACUGUACAGGAAACAGGAACAGUUCAAACGGGAGAAACUUGGGCAAGAUUCUGCUGAUGCUAGCGUCAAAGCUAAAUCCACAACCAACAAGAAACCUAAUAUCUGGAGCAAACAAAAUGCUGGAGUUUCAGCAAGAGCUGCGAAAGAUGCAGAGCAGCUGGCCGAGGAGCAGGUCAGCCUCAAUACAUCCAGGCAGAAGUUGGAGGAAAAAGCCAGGCUCUAUGAGCAGAUGACAAAAGGAGACUUUCCAGACGAAGAGACGGAGGCCCUGUACCUUGUUGACUUCACCCAGAAGAUUAUUGACAAAAAGAGAGAAACACAACCACAGAACAAGAUGGAGAAAGAUGAUAAUGAAAGAGACCGUUUGUCACCCAUCCCUCCUCCUCAGAACCCAGAUGAGGAAUGGGUGGAUUUUGUAGACGCUUUAGGACGAUCUCGAAGAUGCAUGAAGAAAGACCUACCGAGUUUUCAAAAAAUGGACCAAGACCUUAAAGGAAAAGAAAUGGCCGCAUCUCAGAAGACCUUACUGUCUGAGGACAUGCGUCGAGAUCUGCAGAGGCAGGAGUGGGAGAGGGAGGAGGAGGAGGCGAUGAAGAGGCCCGUUGGACCAAUUCACUAUGAGGAUAUUCGAGCACAAGAGGCUAGAGACCUUGGUGUGGGCUACUUUGCUUUCUCUCAGGAUGAAGAGCAGCGCAGAAAGCAAAGAGAAACUCUGGACAUGCUCAGAGACCAGACUACAGAGCAGCGGACUAAAAGAGAACGACUCAAGGAGAAGAGGCAGUCCAUCCUUAAGGCCCGACUAGCCAAAGUGAGGCAGAGGAAGAUGAAGAAGGCAAAACUAGAUGGCGACGAGGAAGAGGAGAAAGAUGUAGAGGAGGAGAAUCAAGGAGAGGAUGAGGAGGGUGAAACAGUUGGACCCAUCCUCCAACCAGAUGUGCCACCAGAGRUCAGCAUUCUUAAGAGGGUGGAAGUGGAGAUUCAGGAGAGGAGGGACACCAAACCGGGAGUCCCUCACGUCAGAGAAUGGGACAGGGGGAAAGAGUAUAUGUUCAGCGAGUGGAAAACUCGUCGUCGGGAUGAGCGAGAGUCAGAAUUCGCCCCUCCAUCUGCGUACUUCGCUGACGAGAGAAAAUCAAAACCAGCAAAGACCAAGAAUCAGGAGCACAAACCCAACAUGUCCUUCAAGUUUGCCAAGUGUCCAGGAGGAAGCUCAGAGAGCGAACCUGAACCACAGCCUCGGCCUCCAUCUGUUCCCCCAACAUCCUCACAGUCCUCACAGCCCCCACCUGCGGAGACUUCCUCACAAUCAGCUCCUACUUUUAACCCCCAGUAUCCCCCUCCUCCUCCUCCUUUUUAUCCUCUGUUUCCUCCUCCGCCUCCUUUUCACUUUGCAGGUCCACCACACGUCCUUCCUCCAUUUCCCCCGCAGUACCCGUACCAGUAUCCGCAUGCGUUUCCACCCCCGCCUGUAGAUCAAAGCCAGGCUCAGCAGCCUCCUGAAGGCGCUCCUCAGAGCUUAGAUGAAAUACUUUCCUUCUACAGGAACUCUACCUGAUGGCUUCUUUGUGACUAAAUACUUCAUUAGAAACAACAAAAUUUGAACUGUAUGUAACAGAAGCGUUUAAUAAACCUCCCAAAUUUCCCCUCA